CAAGUAGUCCAGUCCACAGUGAAAGAGACACACCAGAGGGCACACAGAGGCGAACAGAGAUCAAGUAUACUACAAAAAGCCAACCCAAAAACAAUAUCAACACCAGCAAAAGCUAAGCACACGUCCAAAAACCCCUCCCUCCCUUGUGACGCAUAGACUCCACUCCCCCUACCUCCCCCACUCCCAUCUCCAAACUCCUUUCCCUUCACGACCACCGUCCAAACCUAAUAUAUAUAUCACACCAAGCAACGUCACAUGACCCCCAAGGCAGACCAACCCACGCCCCGAUCGGCGCCCAAAAUCAGCCCACAGCCCUCCUCUACCUUUCUUUUCCCAUUGCCUCUGAACCAAUCACUCCAUCUCAUGACAUCACACCUCCUCAUGGCAGCCCAACACACGAGGGACGCAGUCAGGUGAGGAGUUGCCUUGUCUGCGCCAAAUUGCGGCGAUGC
This is a messenger RNA of Periconia digitata, 452 nucleotides long. The record is from the annotation of a GenBank genome assembly. Lineage: Eukaryota; Fungi; Ascomycota; Dothideomycetes; Pleosporales; Periconiaceae.